Molecule: messenger RNA, 5429 nt
Organism: Ectocarpus sp. CCAP 1310/34
Lineage: Eukaryota; Phaeophyceae; Ectocarpales; Ectocarpaceae
Source: the annotation of a GenBank genome assembly
GUGGCGUAGGCCGCAAACACUCUAGAGUUUUGCCCCUCGAGGGAAGCCACAUCGGGAUGAGCUCUGCUGGAGACGAAGAGCGCGCUGCUGCGAGCGGAGAACAGAUCCGCCCGCCAGUGCAGGAGGGCCGCGACGCGGAGCUUGCAAGUUUGCAACGGCAGAUUUCGCAAUUGGCGGCCCUGGUGGAGGAGUCGGUGAAGAAGAAGGAGCCUGGCAGCGUCGUGGCGGAUGCAGCCAGUAGGGGUGGCUGGGUUGCUGCCCCCAGAGGCCAACGAGAAGAGCCCACGCUGCCGCUCGGCGGUGGCGGGGGAUUUCUCCAGCAGCAAACGAGAGAUAGUGGGCAAGGACCACGGUCGCUGCUGGAAGGCGGCUGGGCCAGCAGAUCGGGAGCGAACCCUGUUGGACCAGCCGGAGUGGGCCCGGGCAUAGGACCGGACUACGGGGAAGCGAGGGGGUUAAACCCCCCAGGUGAGAUACCCGUGAUUCGAGGAAAUGGAGAAUACCUCGACGGCUACAGCAGUAGCCACAUGAAGAGGGUAACGGUCAAUGCUCCGCUCCUAGACGGAAAAAGCCGUAGCCACGGAUUUGACUCGUGGCGAAAAUCAUUCAUCCAAGCUGCGAAGACCAUCGACUUGGACGGGCUGUUUAUAGGAGAUGCAGAGAGCAGUAUCCCCGUGGGCGACCCAAACUUGCCGACUUCCGAACUGCUCCGUAGGGGGUACACGAGAGCAGAAGUCCAACGGGGGCUUCAGGCGUUCCACUUUAUCACUACUGCUGUGGUAAAAGAAGCUGACAAAGCAAUUAUCAGCAACUGUACGUCAGCGAAAGAGGUCCUUGCGGAAUUGGAAAAGGUCUACGAUCCGGAGUCACAGGGGUCAAAACAGGCCUUGAUGCGGAAGAUGUUCGACUUUGCAAUCCCCACACACAGCAACAGCAACCCCAUCGAGCACCUCUACUCUCUCGAGCUGCUGUAUGCCCGCCUGCGCGAAAAGGGGCUCAAUGCUGAACAACCCUUCGUUCUCGCCCACUUCGUUGGUUCCCUCCCACCCGAGUACCAACAAGCGAAGUUCCUGUUGGAGACAGCAACGGCGCUGGAUAGGGCCGAGAUCGUCAGGAUCGUGAGCACGGUGCACGCGAGCCUCCCGGAGGGAAGGAAGGCCUCGAAGGGCCAGCGUAGGGCGGAGCAUGCUCUCCUCGCGAGUGACGGUGGCGGCGGGGGAGGAGCGCCGGGCCGCGGCAACAGCGGCCGCCGCAAGGGUGGCGGCGGCGGUGGCGGCAACCAGAAGGGGAGAGGGGGGGGUGGCGCGAAGGCUGGAGGCGGCAGCGGAGGCGGCGACGACGAUGCGGGUAGCAUGCGCGGUCGCUGUUUCCGGUGCGGUAAGAAGGGCCACCAGGUGGCCAACUGCCCCGAGAGCAAGCCCGUGCGAUGUGAGACAUGCAAGGGCUACGGCCACGACAAGAGCAAGUGCCCGACCGAAGAGGCGGUGCUCGUGGUGGAAGUGCCGGCGGGGAGGGCGUCUGCGGACGCCACAGCACUGGACGUGGCAGAAGAAGCGCUGGUGGUCGGUGACAUCUCAGGCGAGUGUCACAAAGUCGUUGGUCGAGGGGGUGUAGAGCAGGCUAGGCGGGGUAGGUAUGUUGCCGAUACCGGCGCUACCACCCACAUGUUCGCGAACUCAGAUGGGUUCGUUCGUUACGAAGAGUGUGAUCGACGUGUGCGCGUCGCCGCCGGAGAAACCUUCCCUAUCGUAGGGUAUGGCGACGUGACGGUAACCCUUAGCUCGCGCGACGGUACAACCGACCUGUUGUUGAAACGGGUUGCACACGUCCCCCGACUAGACUACAACCUAGUAUCUCUCACUUCCCUCUUCGACGACGGGUUCGAAACCAAAACCCUCAACAAACACGAGUUGGAGUUGGAGAGAGGGGGGGGGGAGGUGGUGUACUUCCCCCGAUGCGGUAACCUGUACGUCCAAAACGGUUUCCGCACACACACCGAACAUGCCUGUGCCGCAAUUGCUCCUGGCAACGCGAAAGCGCCCAGCACCCCCGUUGACAUCAACGAUUUCCACUGCGCGCACGGCCACUCCCACGAGGUGCUGCUGAGGACCACGGCGAAGCAGCAAGGGACGACGCUGGUGGGCGAGCUCCGGGAGUGCCUGGGGUGCUCGACGGCGAAGGGGCUUUCCAAGCCCAUCCCCAACAAAACGUCGACCCGAGCAGUUAAGAAACUGCAGCGAGUUUUCGUGGAUUUGAGUGGAAAAGCUAGGGUGCAGAGCUUGGGGGGAAAGUGGUACACUCUCAUUGUCAAGGAUGAUUACACAAGGUGGAACCGUGUCUAUUUCCUGAAGCACAAAUCAGACGCAGCUGAGGCAUUCGAGAGAUACCUUGCCGAAAACCGGGCAAACGGUGCCCCGUCCGAUGUCAUGGUCGUGAGAUCUGACAACGGAGGAGAGUUCUUUGAGGGAGAGUUCGGCAGGGUGUGCCGGAAGUACUGCAUCAAACAGGAGUUCACCCCCGCGCACAGCCCAGAAUACAACGGUGUAGCUGAGAGAGCACUGGGUCUGAUCAAGGAUGCAGCACUAGCCGCCCGUAUCCAAGCGCCAACUCUUUACCCCGGAGCACCGAACUACCCAUCCCUUUGGGCCGAGGCCAUAGCUUGGUCAUGCAACGCCCUGAACUGCACCUCCACCACAUCCAACCCAGAGAAGAAGUCGCCGUACGAGAUGUGGCACGGGCACCCUCCCCCGCCGGGGGCGACGUACCCGUUCCUCAAACCUGCCGUAUACAAGGUCAAGCGCACACACAAGUCCGAGCCAAAAGCCCAAAAGUGUUUUUACCUCGGCCCGGGAAUCAACACCAACCGUGAUUGCGUGCGCAUCCUCAACGAAAAACGCCGAGCGAUCACAACUCGCAACUUCACCUGGCAAUCCGUGCCCGCCGCCCCCGCCGCCCUGCCCCAGUCGCUGCCUCCCAUCGCAGAGGAGGAAGAGGAAUUCGCGACUGAGGAGGACGAGGUUGGGGAGGGCGCGUCGAACCAAGGUGGAGGGAGGGCGGAGAGAGAACCUGUGGAUGGAGGACCAGGUUUCAACCUUGGCACGACGGCAGCCCCAGGGCCCGCGGGGCCGCCCGCGCGCGCAGCGCCGGCGGCACCGCCGGCCGCGCCCCAGGAGUCGGGCGCGGGCGACGCUGGCGAUGGCGCCCCCUCGAGCAGGGAGAGCGCGAGCGUCGCCCCAUCUACCACGUCGACCGGCACGGCCGAUGUGGGCGGCGGCGAGGACGACCGCCGCAGCAGCAGCAGCCGCGGUAGCGGCGGCAGCGGCGGCAGCGGCGGCGACAGCAGUAGCCGCGGUAGCGGCGGCAGUGGCAGCGACAGCAGCAGCGGUGGCAGCAGCGUCGAUGACGGCGGCAGCGACAGCAGCAGUGGCAGCGACAGCGAGACGGAUCUCCCGGCGCUCUGUGGGCCAGAGGCCCGGCGGCUCGCCCGCUUCGACAAGCCGGCGGAACUCACCAGCCGCCGCACUAGGGAGAACCCUCGCCGAAAUCCGAGGUACGAGUCGCCCCCGUCGCCGCCCACAUCGGCCCCGUCGCCGACAAGUGCCGAAGCCCUGCUCGCCUCGGUGGCGAGCCUGCCCGACAGCAGCACGGAGGAGUUCACCCGCUGGAUGCUCUCGGCAGUACUUCACGUGGCGGAGGGGCUAGAGGCGAGGGUGGUGCGAGAGUUGCUGUCCGAGCGCGCGCAGGAGGCCCACGCUGCGCGCCAAGAGGCGGAGGAUUUCCUGCUGGGUACGGUGGACCUCAUGCUCAACUCGCCAGACGCCUUCGAGACGGCUCUGGCGUCCCACGAGCUAAGUGAAUCCCCCAUAGGCAAGCGUCCGAGUGAUGUAGAAGCCCCACCCAUGACUGUAGCCGGCGUUGCCAAGUCUGUUUACCGAGAGGGGUGGGAACAGGCCAUGAGGGAAGAGUUUGAAGGGCACUUGGGCACGGGGACGUUUUCAUUCGUAGACGGUGCGCCAGAGGGGCGCAGGCCUGUGAGCUCAAAGUGGUGUUUUAGUUGGAAGACCAACAAGGAAGGGAAGAUAGACACGUUCAAAGCGCGUCUGGUUGCUAGGGGGUUUUCGCAAAUCCCGAACGUCGAUUAUUUCCAUUCGUCUUCCCCUUGCCCCUCAUCCGCAUCCAUUAAGCUGAUGCUUGCGGUAGCGAACGAGAAGGGCAUGAACCUCAAUCACUGGGAUGUGAAGCAGGCGUAUACACACGCUACGCUAGACGAGGAGGUUUUUCUGAAGCUCCCCGCUGGGUGCGGGGACAAGUCGCAUAAGAUUGCUAAGGCUGAGCGUGCGAUUUAUGGUCUGAAGCAGAGCGGUAGGCAGUGGGGGUACCACGCUGCUGAUACGCUAGUCGAGAACGGGUUCGAGCAAUGCAAGGCGGACCCGUGUGUUUUCCGCAAGAUGGUAGACCAAGUCGUGGUGAUGAUUAUCGUGAUUUAUGUGGAUGACAUUUUGGUGGCUGGGUCUGACGAGGAUUGCGAGGAGUUGCUUGCUUCUCUCAACAAGAAAUUCCCCACCAAAAACCUUGGAGAGUGUCAAUGGUUUGAUGGGUGUGCCAUCGAGAGAGAUGUAGAGGCUGGGACUCUUAGAAUCUCCCAAACCGCGUAUAUCGACAGCAUGGUUGAACGCUUCGAUGUGAAAUCAACUUCCCGCAUCCCCGCUACCCCUGGUGCCGAUCUAGGGCCGAAGCGAGAGGAUGAGGAAGGAGGGGAGUGGCCGGUGAGGGAGGCCAUCGGCAGCAUGAUGUGGGUGUCGACUUUCUCGCGUCCAGACGUCUCGUUCGCCGUGCGUGCGGUAGCGCGCCACGCCCACGCCCCGGCGAAGCGGCACUGGGAUGCCAUACAGAAGAUCCUCGGCUACCUGAAAGGGACGAGGGACCUCGGCAUCACCUACCAACGGGGAUCGGGGUUAGGGCUGGCCGUGUACGUAGACGCUAGCUACGCCGACACGGAGGAUAGGCGUUCGGUGUCAGGGUUGGCGACGACGGUUGGAGGUACCGUAGUCAGCCAUGGUAGCAAGACGCAGAGUAUCGUGUCUUUGUCUUCAACGGAAGCCGAGUACAUUGCUGCCGGGGAGGGUGUCAAGGAGGCGUUGUUUGUGCGUGCUGUGCUUUCGUUUGUCGCCCCAGAGACCAGUGGUAGCAGCAUCAAGGUCCUUGAGGACAACCAGGGGGCCAUAGCGUUGGUGCAGAACCCCCUCAGCUCAGGUCGCACGAAACACAUCGACGUGAGGUAUCAUUUCAUCCGAGGAUUGUUUAGGUCGGGGGAUAUUUCGGUCAAGUUUGUUCCGACAACGGAGCAACACGCGGACCUCCUUACCAAGGCCCUUAGCAGGGUCAGUCUGCAGUACCACCGGCGCAAGCUGAUGAAUUUGCCGGAGUAG